AUGUCUCAAAUCAAAAUUCGAUCACCUCCUCAGCUACCACCAGUCUUUACUAAAGAUGCCAGCACAAUAGCCCCGGAGCUUGAAGCAUUGGUAGAAGAGUCUCGGAGCAUCCAGAAGGCUAUUCUAGCAAGCAUCACCCCAGAGACUGCAACUUUCGCAAAUGUGGUUCUACCUCUAGCUCGAUCUCAGAAUCUUACAUCUCGAAUUGUGCCUGUUCUUUGUUUCUACGAAGCAGUGUCGUCAGAUAAGAGCCUUCGAGAUGUAUCCACAACAGCCAGCACAAUGUUCGCCGACUUUGAGAUCGAGACCAAAGCAGACCAGAGAGUUUUCGACUUGAUUGAUGCAGUAGUCAAGAAGAAUGAGGUUCUGGGAGCAGAAGAUCAAAGACUCUUGAACCGAUACCAUAAAGACUUUGUGAGGAAUGGUCUUGGAGUAUCUCUUGAGCAACGCGACCGCUUCAAGGAUAUUCAGAAGGCACUCCAUCAAUUGACCAGCGAGUUUCAGAAGAAUCUGAGGGAAGGGAGCAAGGGUAUCUGGUUUGUGCCUGAAGCCUUGGCUGGUGUGCCAGAGGAUAUGAUCUCUACCCUAACAAGAGGCAAAGAUGAUGAAGAAGGGAAGGUGCUACUCACAUUCAGUUCCCCGCAUAUGUCCACGAUCAUGAGCUAUGCAAUGAACAGCGAAACACGAAGAGACUAUUUCAUCGCAAGCGAGAACAAGUGUCUGCAAAACGUCUCCGUCUUCAAGCAGAUCAUGAUUCUUAGACAGGAAGCUGCUCAGAUACUUGAGUAUACCAAUCAUGCAGCAUUUCGCAUCGAAGACAAGAUGGCAAAGACACCGAAAGCUGUGAUGAGCUUCCUCGAUGACCUACAUUCGAGACUGUCCGAAGGAGCUAAGUCAGACGUUGAGGGGCUCAAAGGGCUGAAGAGGAAAGAUCAGGAGGCUAGAGCAGAUGAUCGUAAGAUGUAUCUCUGGGACUGGGCCUACUAUAAUCGCCUGAUGCUCGAGACACAACACUCGGUCAAUCGACAGGAGAUUGCGGAGUACUUUCCUCUACAGACGACUGUGGCUGGCGUCAUGGACAUUUAUUCUCGACUCUUUGGACUGGUGUUCGAAGAGGUCUGCGUUGAGGACAGAGACGCUUUUUCCCCCACUGAUCAAGGAUCAGAUCUCGUCUGGCAAGAAGACGUCCGACUCUUUGCAGUCUGGGAUGACGAGGAAGAAGGUGGUUCUUUCCUCGGAUACCUCUAUCUCGAUCUUUUCCCUCGCGCAGGCAAGUACGGGGGGAUGUGUAAUAUGAAUUUGCAAUGCGGCUUCGAAAAACAAGAUGGCUCACGCCAUUACCCAGCCACAGCACUGAUCUGCAAUUUCACAAAGCCCACAGCCACCAAACCGUCUCUUCUGACCCACGAUGAGGUUCAACUCUUCUUCCAUGAGCUGGGUCAUGGCAUCCAUGAUCUGGUCGCCAAAACGAAGUUCUCUGUCUUUCAUGGUACAGCGACUGUCGAUGAUUUCUGCGAAGCUCCAUCACAAAUGCUAGAGUUCUGGUGUUGGGUGCCCCAACUGCUGCAAGAGCUCAGCUGUCACUACUCAUACCUCUCUGCUCAACAUCUUUCUACUUGGCAAGAAGAGAAUUCAGGCGUUGAACAACCGACAAAACAUAUCCCUCUCGACACGAUUGAAAAGCUUACCAAAAGUAAGAUUGUGAAUGGUAGUUUGUUCCAGACACGCCUCCUGCAUCGUAGUUACUUUGACAUGAUUGUACAUCAACCUUCUUCUCUACAGGCCAUUGAAGAUAUGGAUAUUGCGGCUGAAUGGAACAAACUCAACAAGAUUUCCUUCCUUGACACACCAGAGGGAAGUGAUUGGGGACACGAAUACGCCAACUUCGACGCUUUGGUCAGAGUAUACGAUGCUGGUUUCUAUGGCUACCUAUAUGCGAGAGCUUAUGCAACAGACAUGUUUUACUCCGUCUUCAAAGAUGAUCCCCUGAACAAAGUGCAGGGAAGGAGGUACAGACGCACAAUGCUAGAAAAGGGAGGUAGUGUUGAUGAGAUGGAAACGUUGGUUGAAUUCUUGGGAAGAGAGCCAAGCACGGAAGCUUUUUACAAAGAGCUUGAAUUGUCGUGA
This is a messenger RNA of Aureobasidium subglaciale EXF-2481, 2127 nucleotides long. RefSeq lists its product as uncharacterized. The transcript is spliced from 3 exons. Gene Ontology annotation, cellular component: mitochondrial intermembrane space. Bases 1 to 2127 code for a protein of 708 amino acids. Gene Ontology annotation, biological process: proteolysis; peptide metabolic process. Gene Ontology annotation, molecular function: metalloendopeptidase activity. NCBI's taxonomy places the organism in Eukaryota, Fungi, Ascomycota, Dothideomycetes, Dothideales, Saccotheciaceae. The record is from RefSeq and is a predicted model, not a curated record.